AUGUUAAUAGACGCUACGUCGUCUCCAGCACCUUUGACUAAGUGUCUCACCAUCUGCGUUAUUAUGUUCGCUUGUGCUGAAAUGAAGUCGGUACUUUUAGGAGUUCACAACUAUCUCGUUGUGCGGGACGCUUCAACCGCGCUCAGUCUCAUCAUCAACUCAAUUUCGAGAAAAAGCCUUCACCUUGCCAGUUCGUCUCGAGCGGAAUGGCCAUCUUCUCGUGUAGUGAAUUUGGUGACGGUGGAUGCGGAAGCACUUGCGGCUGCUGCCCCAUUUGCUCAUCAUGCGUGGUCGUCUGUACUGGAGAUUGUCAUCGCUCUGUCCUUGAUCUACAUUACCAUAGGAACUCCGGUCUUGGCCGCAAUGAUUAUAAUGCUACUUUAUGUGCCGUUCAACUAUUGUUGUUCUUCAAUAAUAAGUUCCUAUCAGGUAGUGCACGGUAUUACAGUCGUAAAGAUGUACGCAUGGGAAGAAGCAUUCGAGAGGGAAAUCAAUCGUUUGCGAAAACAGGAAGUAAAAUUCCUCAAGAAGGCUACUCUGAUCACUCGAAUUCUUCAAGCUGUGAACUCAGCCGCUCCUUUUUUGGUGGCGAUCGCAUGUUUUUCUUGGUUCGUGCUCUCGUCGUCGAAGAACAUUCUGGAGCCAUCGAUUGCGUUUGUUGCUUUGACCGUCUUCAAUCAACUUCGCCGUCCGAUGAGUCUCAUCGCUCCUGCUAUUCAAUUUAUCUCUAAGGCAAUCGUCUGCAGUAAGCGAAUCAACGACUUUCUUCAAGCAAGCGAGUUGAAGAAGGAACGAGAAUCAAAGGAUUUUCAGAUAUUUAUUAUUCUCGAAAAUGCUUACUUUUCAUGGAAUAACCAGAAAGAGCACCUAAAAAAUAUAACUUUGAAAGUAAGACAGGGAGAGCAUCGAGCAGUUGUCGGACCAGUUGGUUGCGGCAAAUCUUCGUUGCUGGCUGCAAUUCUCGGUGAAAUGAAUCUCUUGGAAGGUUAUCGAAAAGUUAACGGUACUAUUGCUUACGUCUCGCAAACCUCGUGGAUACUCAACGAUACUGUGAGGGCGAAUAUUUUAUAUGGGUUGGAAUACAACAAAAAUAAAUAUGACAAGGAGCUGAUUUUCGAUGUCGAUGACAUUUUGCAGAUUUUGAGAGCUUGUGAACUGAAAAAGGACAUCUUUACAUUACCACGAUCAGAUGCAACCGUUGUCGGAGAGAAUUUAUUCGGUCCAGAUGGUCUUCUUGCGAAAAAGACAGUCAUUCUUGUCACCCAUUCAGUCGAAUUCACGAAGACCGCAUCUUUAAUUCAUGUAAUGUGCGGUACGUACAAAUGUCUUGUUAUUAGGAUACUUCGUAAUUUCUAUGUUUGA
This is a messenger RNA of Angiostrongylus costaricensis, 1362 nucleotides long. The record is from the annotation of a GenBank genome assembly. NCBI's taxonomy places the organism in Eukaryota, Metazoa, Nematoda, Chromadorea, Rhabditida, Metastrongylidae.